AUGAAAAAGGACGUUUCUUUUGAAUGGGAUGAUGCAUGUCAAAAUGCUUUUGAAAGUAUAAAAAAAUAUUUGACAUGCCCACCUGUGCUAGGAGUCCCCAUUAAAGGGCGACCUCUAAUAUUAUAUACAGCUGCAUUACCCAUGUCUUUGGGGGCAUUAUUGGCCCAAGUUAAUGAUGAGGGAAAGGAGGUUGCUUUGUAUUAUCUGCGUCGUAUGAUGCUGGGGGCAAAACAAAACUAUCCGGGUAUGGAAAAAAUAUGUUUGGCCUUAGUUUUUGCAGCCCAGAAACUUAGACAUUAUAUGUUAGAGCAUACUAUUCACUUGGUAUCUCGGGAAGAUCCUCUCAGAUAUAUUCUUGGAAAAUUAGUUUUAUCAGGUCACUUAGCAAAAUGGGCAAUGUUUUUGACUCAAUUUGAUAUUGUCUAUGUACCUCAAAAGGCUGUUAAAGGACAGGUUUUAGCAGAUUUUCUAGCUGCUCAUGCUUUGCCAGGAGAAAAAGAGAUUGAAGAUGAUCUUCCCAACGAUGAAGUUAUGACUACCUUCAUAGCCCCUUCAUGGGUCAUGUAUUUUGAUGGAGCCAGUCGAGGAACGGGGGCAGGAGCUAAGGUUGCAUUUGUUACUCCUAAAGGAGAAUCUCUACCAUACUCUUUUACAUUGACUUUAGCAUCAUCUAAUAAUGAAGCUGAGUAUGAGGCUCUUGUCAUUGGUCUCGAAUUAGCAUUAGACUUACAUCUUGAUCCAUUGGUAGUCUAUGGUGAUUCACAACUUGUUAUACAUCAACUGAAUGGAAAAUAUGCUGUCAAAAAGAAGGAAUUGAUCCCAUAUUUUCUAAAGGCCCAGGAGUUAAUCCAUCAAUUUCAAGAAAUUCAAAUUGAACAUGUCCCCCGAUCUUAUAAUCAUAGAGCGGAUGCUCUAGAAAGUCUUGCGGCUUCAUUGGCUAUCUCUCCGAACACUACCCUCCAAAUAAAUAUUGAAACGAGGCGGGUACUAUCAUCGAUACUUGAAGAGUCACCACAAGAGACAUUAACAUCAUCGGCUAUUUCGGCUUACAUUGAAGAGGAAACAGAUUGGCGAAAACCCUUACUGGAUUAUCUCAACCAUGUAAUUGUUCCUGCAGAUAAUCACCAGAGAUAA
Asparagus officinalis (garden asparagus) is the source of this 1134-nucleotide messenger RNA. RefSeq lists its product as uncharacterized. Gene Ontology annotation, molecular function: RNA-DNA hybrid ribonuclease activity; nucleic acid binding. The transcript has a single exon. The coding region runs from base 1 to 1134 and encodes 377 amino acids. The record is from RefSeq and is a predicted model, not a curated record. NCBI's taxonomy places the organism in Eukaryota, Viridiplantae, Streptophyta, Magnoliopsida, Asparagales, Asparagaceae.